ACACAAAAACUGCACAACAGCUGCAACGGGAAAAAGAAAGUUUUGUUCCACAGGCAGUAGGCCACUAGUUUAUUAGCUUCCAGUCACCUGAGUUCCUACUAAAAUGAAGACUCUGCGGUCUACACUUCUCCUGCUCCUGUUUGUGCCUCUGAUAAAGCCAGCACCACCAGCUCCGCAGGAAUCACCCCUCACCUUCGACUAUGCAGCAGAUCAUUUGGAAGAAGCCAUAUUUAGCCAAGAUUAUGAGGAUAAAUACUUGGAUGGAAAAAAUAUUGAGGAAAAACAAACAAUGGUAAGAUCUGUCAAGAGAAGUCUUGAAUUACAAAAAGAUGAAAGUGUAACACCAGCACCUCCCAAGAAAGAAAAUGAUGAAAUGCCCACUUGCUUGCUAUGUGUCUGUUUAAGCGGCUCUGUGUACUGUGAAGAAGUUGACAUUGAUGCUGUACCACCCUUGCCAAAGGAAUCAGCCUAUCUCUAUGCCCGAUUCAACAAAAUUAAAAAGCUGACUGCCAAAGAUUUUGCAGACAUGCCUAACUUAAGAAGGCUUGAUUUUACGGGAAAUUUGAUAGAAGACAUAGAAGAUGGUACUUUUUCAAAACUUGCUCUGUUAGAAGAACUUUCACUUGCUGAAAAUCAACUACUGAAACUCCCAGUUCUUCCUCCCAAGCUCACUUUAUUUAAUGCAAAAUAUAAUAAAAUCAAGAGUAGAGGAAUCAAAGCAAACACAUUCAAAAAACUGAAUAACCUCUCUUUCCUGUACUUGGACCACAAUGCCCUAGAAUCUGUGCCUCCUAAUCUGCCAGAAAGUUUGCGUGUAAUUCACCUUCAGUUUAACAACAUAACAUCAAUUACAGAUGAUACAUUCUGCAAGGCUAAUGAUACUCGUUACAUACGGGACCGCAUUGAAGAAAUACGGCUGGAGGGCAAUCCAAUUGCUUUGGGAAAGCAUCCAAACAGUUUCAUUUGCUUGAAAAGAUUACCUAUAGGGACAUACUUUUAAGCAUGAUCAACACAGCAUAUAAACAAAUACUCAUAAUCUAUCUCCACAAUGUCUAAAGAAAUGCAAGCAUUGGCUUAAUACUAACUUUGUACUUUACUAUGAAAGAAUUUUGUUUUAAGCAAGCAUGUUCAAAGUCUUACAUAUGGCAAGUAAAAAGCUCCAAUCACCAAGUUCAAAACAAAGUAAUGUGAAACUAUUUAAACAACAUUACAAAAUUCUUCCAGUUCAUACCAGACUACCAUUUAAAAGGCAUGUAAAUACUCCAAUCUGAGAUGCACUAUUUCCAUUACAAAUUAACUGAGAAGAUAAAUCCAAGAAACUCUCAACUGUUGCCUUUCCUGGCCUUUACCAUAUCUUGAAAAUAUUUAAGGCAGCUGUUCCCAAAGCUCUGCAAAGCUGAGUAUUUCCAGCAGUCUCCAUUUUCCUUUAUGACUCACACAUCAGGCACUAAGAAGCAGGAACUUUGUUUUCUUCCUAUCAAAGCAGCUAUUUUAUUAUUAUAUUUCACUCAGUGCAAAAAUAGGGUAUAGUCCCAAACCUAGGCAAAAUUUUCCAAGUAAAGUAAAAUUUUACUCUGAUAAAAAGUUGUCAUAGAAAUGUUGAAAGUUAUUCUACUUUGUGGUCACACUUAAAAUAUUUAGUAAAAUAGUAAAAAAAAUUCAUCUAAAACUUAACAUUGUAAGUUUACCACAGAACUUUUAAGAAAGUCAAGCAGGCCAAACCCAGUAAGUUCACACAAAAAAUCCCAGAAGUUCAACCUGAUUUCCAGAGAAUAGCUGUAAGGUUCUCCAUUGUAAAGGUUUUUGAAUAUGAGGUAACUGCAAAUUAUUUUAAUUUUACACUGCAGGAAUGAGAAUGUCAUCAACAAAUUUUUUCCAACAUAGGAAAGGAAAAUAAAGUACAUGCUAGGGUGUUACUGCUACCACAUUCCCAUUAUCCAUACAUGUUCACUCAAACUGGUUUCAGAGCAAUGUUUCCAAACACCCUUGAUGAAUGAAAACAUUUAACAUGAGACGUUAAAUGUUCUAUAUCACAAUGCUGCCAGAUUAAAGUUCCUAAAAUAACUCUCCUUAUAACCUACUUAAAAGUCUUAGUCUACAACACUACUUUGUGUAAAUAAAAAAGCUUUUCAGUGUUUUAGAAACAUGAAUCCAAACUAUAUAUGAAAAAUCAGCAUUAUUUCUAUUAUAAAUUACACCUUUGAAUCAAGUUAGCUUCUGUAUAUACUAUUCCCAGAACACAUUCUUAUUCCCAUUUUAAAAGCACUUGCUUGUUUCUUCCCCCUACCUAGAAUGAUCUCAUAUCUGUUUUUCAAUUAUUCACCCCAUUUGUCAAAGCUGAUUCCAAAAUUGAAGUUUUUUCACUAAAGCAUCUGUGAUCUCUUAAGGCCACAGUAUUACCCUCACAAUGCUUACUAAUUCAUUCACUUAUUUUGAUAUUAACGAUCAUAAAUAUUGUAUGCUUUCUUAUAAUUUUGUGUGCAU
Oryctolagus cuniculus (rabbit) is the source of this 2484-nucleotide messenger RNA. RefSeq names its product osteoglycin (gene OGN). Gene Ontology annotation, molecular function: protein binding. Gene Ontology annotation, biological process: bone development; articular cartilage development. Gene Ontology annotation, cellular component: extracellular matrix. The record is from RefSeq and is marked provisional. Lineage: Eukaryota; Metazoa; Chordata; Mammalia; Lagomorpha; Leporidae.